AUGCCUCGAGAAAUCAUAACAAUUCAGGCAGGACAAUGUGGCAAUGCAAUUGGGUCGAAAUUCUGGCAGCAGCUGUGUCUCGAACAUGGCAUUAACGCGGAUGGCAACCUCGAGGAUUUCGCUACAGAAGGCGGUGAUCGCAAAGAUGUCUUCUUCUACCAGAGCGACGACACUCGUUACAUUCCUCGUGCCAUUCUUGUCGACCUUGAACCCAGAGUAAUCCAUGGUAUUCAGGCGAGCCCAUACAAGAACAUUUACAACCCGGAGAAUUUCUUUGUGGGCGAAAACGGCAUGGGCGCAGGCAACAACUGGGCAGCUGGCUACGCGGCCGGCGAGAGAGUACAAGAGGAAAUAUUCGACAUGAUUGACCGGGAAGCCGACGGUAGUGACUCACUCGAGGGUUUCAUGCUACUUCACUCAAUUGCUGGGGGCACUGGGUCCGGAUUGGGUUCUUAUCUACUAGAACGUGCCAACGACCGUUUCCCCAAAAAGAUCAUUCAGACAUAUUCGGUGUUCCCAGAUACCGCCAUCGGAGAUGUGGUAGUCAAUCCUUACAACAGCUUGUUGACUAUGCGGCGAUUGACUCAGAACGCCGAUUCUGUGGUGGUCCUUGACAAUGGGGCACUGUCGAGGAUAGCAUCCGAAAGACUACACGUUCAAGAGCCGUCGUUCCAACAAACAAACCAGCUAGUUUCAACGGUCAUGUCAGCGUCGACCACCACUCUUCGAUAUCCGGGGUAUAUGCAUAACGACCUAGUUGGAAUUAUUGCCUCGCUCAUUCCCACUCCGCGCUGCCAUUAUCUAAUGACGGCAUACACCCCAUUCACCGGGGAUAAUCUCGACGCCGCGAAAACGGUCCGCAAGACCACUGUUCUCGAUGUGAUGCGUCGCCUGCUUCAACCAAAGAACCGCAUGGUCUCGAUUACGCCAUCCAAGUCAUCCUGCUACAUCUCGAUCCUCAACAUCAUCCAAGGUGAAGAUGUCUCGCCAACAGACGUUCACAAGUCGCUUCUACGCAUACGAGAGCGUCGGAUGGCAACCUUCAUUCCGUGGGGGCCAGCGUCAAUUCAGGUAGCGCUGACGAAGAAAUCCCCCUACUUACAAAAUACCCAUCGGGUUUCGGGGCUGAUGCUCGCAAACCAUACAAGCGUCUCGACGUUAUUUAGGAGAAUUGUGGUGCAGUACGGACAGAUGCGGAAACGAAAUGCAUAUCUAGAACAGUACAAGAAAGAAGCACCAUUCGCAGAGGGAUUGGGCGAGUUCGAUGAGGCUAAGGAGGUUGUGAUGGGGAUGAUCAGCGAGUACGAGGCAGCUGAGAAGGACAACUAUCUCGACCCUGACGCUGGUGAAAAGAAAGCAGACGGAAUUUGA
Exophiala aquamarina CBS 119918 is the source of this 1371-nucleotide messenger RNA. Its product is annotated as tubulin gamma chain. The transcript has a single exon. NCBI's taxonomy places the organism in Eukaryota, Fungi, Ascomycota, Eurotiomycetes, Chaetothyriales, Herpotrichiellaceae. Gene Ontology annotation, molecular function: structural constituent of cytoskeleton; GTP binding. The record is from RefSeq and is a predicted model, not a curated record. The coding region runs from base 1 to 1371 and encodes 456 amino acids. Gene Ontology annotation, biological process: microtubule nucleation; meiotic spindle organization; cytoplasmic microtubule organization. Gene Ontology annotation, cellular component: nucleus; spindle; microtubule.